CCCCCUCCAGUUACUUUGGUCUAGAACCGCCCCUGGCAACACUGCGCACUUGGACUCCAUUAAACGUCAAAAGAAUGUGGCUGUGAGCUCAAGCGUCUCUGGCCGGGACUCAAAUCCUGUGAGGAAGGACGUGAGGAUCUCGACUCCCUCAACCUCUGUCACAGAUCCUCCUGGCGCGUGGCCACGCAUGGGGUCCGCUAUUUAAACCGGACUCAGCUGACAACCCCGUUACAAGCCAGAGAGACUCGAAGAAAAGCGAGGAACGGGCCGACGCGCUCCAGGGUGAAACAUCCCGACAACUCUGUUUCUGUUACUGUCGUAAUGGAGUUGGCGCGCAACGCCUCCGCGCUUUCGUCGCAGCAGACCAACCGAAUCGCCUUGCCCGGUGGAAGCGACAGUAACGCGUAUUUGUACAUCCUCAUCGUAGUGUCUUUCUACGGAGUCUUCCUCGUUGGCAUCAUGCUCGGUUACCUGCGCACCAAACGGCGCGAGAAGAGGCGCACGAACGCGUUCACGCGGCUUCUGCACGAGGAGGAGCAGCGCGAGUGGGGCGCGAGCCAGAAGAAGCACAGUUUCAGCCUCCCCGCGUUUCCCGCCCUGCGCUCCACGCCGGUGCCGUUCAUGCUGACCGGCCACGCGCUGGAAGGCGGGAGGGUCCUCGCGCCUCUGGCGUGCGCGCUGUGCUCGGUGGAACAGAGCAGCGUCAGCUCCCUCAGCUCCGUCGUGGAUGUGCGCUUCGCCAUCGAAGAGGAGUCGGACAGCGGCGGACACGAGGAUCCACAGGAGCACAACAGUGACGGACCAUCCGGGGAAAACCUCAAAGCGCUCUGAGGUUCCCGCUGCAAACCGUUACCAUGGCAACCAUAGUUCCCGCCGAAACGCAGUAAUUACAGUUAAUGGUACUACAGAUAAAACUGUUUUAAGUUGGUACAAGCCACCGUUGUAAUAAAAAACAAUUAAAGAACGUUUCUGAACUUCUUGUACUGUUUUAAGAAAUUCCUGUGUUAAUUUAUUGAGGUUUUACGGUUGUAAAUAACUGUAGUAACUUGGCGGGAACUGUGGUUAACGUUAUGAAAGUUCUCUAAAGUGCCUUGAUGGAAAGUAUGAACUCUUACGCCAGUAACAGAUUUUUACACAAGCACAUAACUUGCGAUAUAAAUCGGAUUUGACACAUCUUGGAAUACAAUGAUGCACGAAAUUCAACUUGUGUUACUAGAAGUGUAUUUCCUUGCAUACUUGUGUGAAGUAUGUUUCAGGCCUUAAACGCGGUGUAAACACUGCCAAACAUUGCGAUAAACCUGGAAGUCACUUGAAAAAAAUAAACUUUUUAAAAAAUAAUUUUACUCAAUAAAGGCCUAUAUCGCCAUUCACACAGACGUGUAAAAUGGUUUA
Molecule: messenger RNA, 1392 nt
Organism: Sinocyclocheilus rhinocerous
Lineage: Eukaryota; Metazoa; Chordata; Actinopteri; Cypriniformes; Cyprinidae
Product: potassium voltage-gated channel subfamily E member 4-like
Exons: 2
Coding region: 322-831 (169 amino acids)
Biological process (GO): potassium ion export across plasma membrane; regulation of heart rate by cardiac conduction; ventricular cardiac muscle cell action potential
Cellular component (GO): membrane; voltage-gated potassium channel complex
Molecular function (GO): transmembrane transporter binding; potassium channel regulator activity; voltage-gated potassium channel activity involved in ventricular cardiac muscle cell action potential repolarization
Source: RefSeq, a predicted model, not a curated record